Aureobasidium pullulans EXF-150 is the source of this 267-nucleotide messenger RNA. RefSeq lists its product as uncharacterized. The coding region runs from base 1 to 267 and encodes 88 amino acids. The transcript is spliced from 2 exons. NCBI's taxonomy places the organism in Eukaryota, Fungi, Ascomycota, Dothideomycetes, Dothideales, Saccotheciaceae. The record is from RefSeq and is a predicted model, not a curated record.
AUGAACAUCCUUGUAUUGCUGUUCUUCGUUUUUUUCCUACCCCUCGUUGCACUGUUAGUCUGGUUUGCACUAUCCAGCUGCCUCGGCGACAAUGUUCGAGCUCGAAUUGGAGGUACCACCAUCAACCCGAGGCACGGUGCGUACGGCCGAACAUACGCAAGGAACCUCCCCUCAUAUCCUGGAGCCGCGGGUUCUGAGGCCAUCGAAAUGGAAGACAUGCUACACAACGACAAGUGGGGACCUAACGACUCGGACGAUGAGCCUUGA